UGGUUUUGUAAGAGUGCUUUCCCCUUUGUUUAUGUCUGCAUUUUCCAUGUGUUUUCAUUUGAUAAGAUUUGUAUUUGAAAAAGAACCAUGUAAGUGAAAAGUUUGCCGGUUUGCUUCAUCAGAAAUGGUUCACCAAGUUUUCUUGCAGUACAACACAGUGAGGGCAUGCUGUCUAUUAAGUAGAAAUUGGCUGACAUUGUCACAGUUGUGUGGGGUUGAUAAAAAGCAAUUUUGUUCAAACACCAGUGACAGCCACAGUGGACAAAAUAAUGAAAAUCUGCUCUCUUUCAAAGAAAAGAUGAUUAGAAAACAUCAUUAUCCACAAGAGGAGCAUGCCAGGCUUUUACAACAAAAGUUUCCAGAACCAAAGAAAGUUGUUGAUGACCUGUUUGCACCAUUCGAAAAUGUUGAGGAAAGUCUGAUACCAAAUAUUGAGAAGACCCACAAGUUGGGAAAUCAGAUAUGUGUAACAAAACUAAAUUUGAAAUGGCCAAAAUCAGUAAAUAUUGUUGGGAAACAUGAAAAUGAGAACACGUCCACGGAAUAUGCUUACUUGAACACCUGUGAUUUUUUAACGAAAAUUGGCUUGGUGAAGAUUCCACUGGCUAAUGAAGAACUUACAACCAAGCCAUAUGAUGCAGAUAAUGUAAUUAAAGUUUUGGAAGAACUAGCUAGUAUGCAGACGGCUAUUGCUGGCUUUGAAACAAGCAAUUUCCGUGUUCUUAAUCUACUGCAAAACGAUAAAGAGGAUGAUGACAUAUUCUGGAGCUCCAGUAUAAGG
Ruditapes philippinarum (Manila clam) is the source of this 781-nucleotide messenger RNA. RefSeq lists its product as uncharacterized. NCBI's taxonomy places the organism in Eukaryota, Metazoa, Mollusca, Bivalvia, Venerida, Veneridae. The record is from RefSeq and is a predicted model, not a curated record. Gene Ontology annotation, molecular function: nucleic acid binding.